ACUGUAAAAAUGGACCAAAAGGUGAAUUCUGACAUGCAUGGGGAAGUUAAAAACAUUGUUGAUACUGUUGAUGUUCUCCGAAAUGAAAGUAAUGUGUCUCCUGAACAUGUCAAUGACACUGAGACCAAUACAAAGAUCUCUACAAUUUAUAUAAAGGACUUUGCAAAUGGAAUAGACGAGAAAACACUGAAAGAAUUAUUGGACAAAUGUGGAGCAUCUGCUAAAAUUAUGAACACUGAUUGUGGAAAGGCAAAAGAAUUUGGCUUGCUUAUCUUUGAAAAACAACAGGAUGCUAAAAGAGCUGUAGAUGAAAUGAAUGGUAUGGACAUUUACUUGGCUCAAGCAAAAAACAAGGAGAAAAGACAAACCGAGUAUAGGAAAAAGUCUGAACAUUUACAGUUGGAAUAUAAACCCAGAUACAAUGAUAUUAACCUAUAUGUUAAAAAUCUCAGUUAUGAAAUUGAUGAUCAUCGACUGAAGAAAGAAUUCUCACCUUUUGGUACAAUUACCAGCGCUAAGGUGAUGAGGGAAGGUGGCCGCAGCAAAGGUUUUGGAUUUGUAUGUUUCUCAUCCCCUGCAGGGGCUAGAAAAGCAAUUGCUGCAAUGAAUGGCAAGAUAUUGGCCUCAAAGCCACUGUAUGUUGCUUGGGCACAGAGAAAAGAUGAACGGCAGGCUUCUUUGGCUGAGCAAUACAUGCAGAGGAUGCCAAAUGCUUGCAUACCCAAUGCUAAAAUCAACCCUAACCAGGCCCUAUUGUCGAAAUGUUCUGUGACCCCUAGUCCAGCAGUCCAGAACAAUUCAGCAUUCCUAGCUAAGAAAACGGCUCAAUUUAGGCAGAGGUGCUACAAGAAUGCACAAGGGACUGGCCCUCAUCCAUUCCACUACAAGCCAAGGGCUAAUCCCCAAGUUUCUCCUAGACCGCUCAAAUUAAUUCCAACAAAAACAGCAGUUAAUGUGGUACAAGGUAUAAUUUCAGCUACCUCCAGGAAUAAAUAUGCAGCUGGAGAUUGGAAUACUAAGAUACAUUCUGAGAAACAGACCCAAGCUGCUAUGCAGCACCCUGCUAUCUAUGUUCAAGGGCAGGAGCCUCUAACUAUUUCCUUUUUGGUCUCUGCUUCUCCACAUGAACAAAAACAAAUGCUAGAGAAACGUCUUUUUCCACUUAUACAAGUUAUACAGAAAAAAAUGGCUGAAGAAAUUACUGGGAUGCUGCUGGAGUUUGACACCUCUGAGAUUAUCUACAUGCUGGAAUCUCCAGAAUUACUCAGCACAAUGGUAAAUAAAGCUGUUACUGCAUUGCAAGGCCUUCAGGUGGAAGAAGCUGCUGAGAAUGCUUUGAAUGGCAUGACAAAUUAUUAACAUGCACACAAGCAAGACUUUUAAACUUACAUUUUUGAGCAAACACAGCAAAACGUUUACCAAAUAAAAAUGUAAUUCUUAA
Molecule: messenger RNA, 1441 nt
Organism: Xenopus laevis (African clawed frog)
Lineage: Eukaryota; Metazoa; Chordata; Amphibia; Anura; Pipidae
Product: polyadenylate-binding protein 1-like
Exons: 1
Source: RefSeq, a predicted model, not a curated record